Molecule: messenger RNA, 3389 nt
Organism: Gavialis gangeticus (Gharial)
Lineage: Eukaryota; Metazoa; Chordata; Crocodylia; Gavialidae
Gene: HTR1B
Product: 5-hydroxytryptamine receptor 1B
Exons: 4
Coding region: 1-1428 (475 amino acids)
Biological process (GO): bone remodeling; chemical synaptic transmission; vasoconstriction
Cellular component (GO): plasma membrane
Molecular function (GO): G protein-coupled serotonin receptor activity
Source: RefSeq, a predicted model, not a curated record
AUGAAGAAUAGUCCCCAAAGACAACCUAAAUACCAAGAAUGUAACAGAUAUGAUGAUGGCAAUGAAUACAGAAAGAAACCUUCCAAGAACUCCAAAGUGACCUUCAAAGAGGAAAAAAAGGAUCACCACCAGUUCAGCUCUGAUGAAACUGUACUGUUCCAAAACUGGAUACCAAGGACAUGGAAAACCCUUGAGGGAUUCAAUGGAGCACAUUCCCAAAUUGGAUUCUCCAAAGUAAAGAAAUUUUGGAUUGGAAAUAAAUCAGGAAGGGCUUCAUUUGGUCUUGCCAAAUUGUCUGGGAUAGGAAUAAUUGGCAGUGGAAUCCUUGGAGAAUUUAGGUCGUCGGCGGGAGGGCGGUGCGGCGCGGCGGGCGCCUACCAGGAGGGCACGCCGCUGGGCGGCAAGGUGGUGCUGGCCGCCGCGCUGGCGCUGCUCACGCUGGCCACCAUGCUGUCCAACGCCUUCGUCAUCGCCACCGUGUCCCGCACCAGGAAGCUGCACACGCCGGCCAACUAUCUCAUCGCCUCGCUGGCCGUCACCGACCUGCUGGUGGCCAUCCUGGUCAUGCCCGUGAGCACCGUGUACACCGUGACGGGCAAGUGGACGCUGGGCCAGGUGGUGUGCGACGUGUGGCUGUCCUCGGACAUCACCUGUUGCACGGCCUCCAUCCUGCACCUCUGCGUCAUCGCGCUGGACCGCUACUGGGCCAUCACGGACGCCGUGGGCUACUCCAGCAAAAGGACUCCCCGGCGGGCGGCCGGCAUGAUCGCGCUCGUCUGGGUCUUCUCCAUCUCCAUCUCCAUGCCGCCGCUCUUCUGGCGCCAGGCCAAGGCGGACGAGGUGUCGGACUGCGUGGUGAACACGGACCACAUCCUCUACACCGUCUACUCCACGGUGGGCGCCUUCUACCUGCCCACGCUGCUGCUCAUCGCCCUCUACGGCCGCAUCUACGUGGAGGCCCGCUCCCGGAUCCUGAAGCAGACGCCCAAGAAAGCGGGCAAGCGCUUCACCCGGGCGCACCUCAUCACGGACUCCCCCGGCUCCUCCUCGUCCGUCACCUCCAUCAACUCCAAGGCCCCCGAGCCGGGCAGCGACGCGGGCUCGCCCGUGUACAUGAACCAGGUGAAGGUGAAGGUCUCCGACGCGCUGCUGGAGAAGAAGAAGCUCACGGCCGCCAGGGAGCGGAAAGCCACCAAGACUCUGGGGAUUAUCCUGGGCGCCUUCAUCGUCUGCUGGCUGCCCUUCUUCAUCAUCUCCCUGGUGCUGCCCAUUUGCAAGGACGCGUGCUGGUUCCACAUGGCCAUCUUUGACUUUUUCACGUGGCUCGGAUAUCUCAACUCCCUCAUCAACCCCAUCAUCUACACCAUGUCCAACGAAGACUUCAAGCAAGCCUUUCAGAAACUGAUCCGCUUCCGAUGCAGCGGCUGAAGGCGGGGCGGCCUGGACGCUGCGGAGCGGCUUGAAUGCGCAGUCGUGUCCGAUUCCGCAGAAUCAAGUUGCUAUUGUAAAGACCCACGGCUUGAAACUCCCCAACCCCAGUUGUCAGACUCAUGAGGCUGCAAAAACGUCAAUACAUUCUGCCACCAAACUGUUCAGCCCUGCAUUUCAGUGUAAUGACUGUCGCAGAGAUGCUGUUCCAGUAUAGUCACACACAUCAGUUGCAAACAAACAAACAAAACAGAGGGCAACUUGGAGUACGGAGGCUUAUAACCCAUCUGGGCUGGAAAAAAAGUUGGAGAGCAAACUAUUUAUUUUGCAGGCUUACUUUCUAAUUAUUCUUUUGCAGGUUGUAGGGGUGUGCACAAAAGCACAGUUACUGUGUGUGUAAUAUUAGCCUUUUUGUAUUUAAGUGUGCACUUGUAAUUUCUUCUUUUCAGCAGAAAGAGUUGUUAAUUUCACUUGCAGGGCCUGGAGGAAAAUUGGGACAUUUUUUAAAAUAGGAACAUUGCAGUACGCUGUGUAAAUGAACUCCUUCAGCUGAAUAUGAGAGAGAGGUAGGAGUGUGCAGAUUAUAUCUGGAUUGUAAAACAAGGCAAAUGCAAGUAAACUUGUAAUAAGAGUUCUGUACACAUUCAUCUGCAUUGCACACACAUGGCUGACUGUCUUCAUCAUUACCUUCAUACAUUAAUACUUCUUGCUUCUACUCAGUCCAGGAAUGGAAAACAAAGAAGUCCUGUGACCUUUGCCUUUAACCAGCUGGGAAUAGGAGCAGUCAUUUUGAUGUUGUAACUCAAGUUUUCCAUUUUUGUGUCAGUUGCACACCCUUACUACAUGGAACACCAAGGACUACAUAAUCUUAUGAAAUACCUCUAUUAUCUAGUGUUCUGCUCUGUAGAGAAACAAAGCAGUUUGCUCUUUCAGAAGAGCUACAUCACCUGCAAAACAAAUAUCUACCCAUCAAAAUAAGUACCUGGGAGUGAAAUUGCUCUCCUCCCAUUAUCUUUUUAUUUCAUUUCCCCCUUUUAUUUCGAUAAGACCUUAAAGCACUACUAAACUCCAGCAAGUCAAAAUUAGAGUUUCAGAACAUGGUCCACCUGCUGUGAUAGAACUGCAUUGAGUGUUCCUCCUAUGUAUAACUGAAAAUGAAGUAUAAACAAUAAAAAGCUUUACUGUCUCCUCAAAAGUAUUUGGUAGCAAUUGUGUUACUAAUGGGAAUAUUUAUUGAUUCACAAUAUUGUCCCUUUUAAGUAAAGCUUAUUUAACAAGUCACUGAAGAACGUGAUUGAGGGCUGAAAUGGCUGCUUGCAAUCAAGAGUCACAUUUUUAAACAAAGCUUGAGUUUUAAGCUUGAGCAUAACAUCUAAGACUUUAUGUACAAUCUCAGAUUAAAUUUAAAUAAAUAAAAUACAUUCUUAAUAAAAUAUAUCUUAUUACCUUAAGAAUAAAGAACUACUUUAUUACUCAAAUGGCACUGUAAUUCUUGCUAAGUUUUAAAAAUGUAUUUCAGAUGAAUCCCAUCAAACAGAGAAAGAAAAAUAUUAUGGGACUUAUUCUGCUUAAAUGCAGCCAGAUAACCACAUGCUAUUCUCCAGUGAGUCAUUUAAACAUUAUGGAUUUACCUAUUUAAUUGAACAGCAAAUAAAAAAAAUUAGAACACUGAGCCCUCAUUCCUUGUGCAUUCAGAAGUCCUAUUAAUUGCAGAGGGAGGUGUCCUGCCUGUGUGAAAGGAAUACAAAACUGAGCCUCCAAGCUGAAAAUGUAGCCAAGGCUCAGUACGCUUGUAAAAAACCUGACAAAAUCUGGAAGUUUUCCCUCAAAUCUGUGUGACCCUGAAAGCAGAUAAGUAUUACUCCAUGUUUUUGGAAAGCAUUGUUUUAAAUUAUUACCCAUGCAAACGUCUUUUUUUUUUCAAAAUGUAAAACAGUUUUUCUGAAUUACUGGCUUGAUUC